Molecule: messenger RNA, 303 nt
Organism: Mya arenaria
Lineage: Eukaryota; Metazoa; Mollusca; Bivalvia; Myida; Myidae
Product: TATA-binding protein-associated factor 2N-like
Exons: 2
Coding region: 1-303 (100 amino acids)
Source: RefSeq, a predicted model, not a curated record
AUGGCAUACUUUGUGGUAACUUUGUGUGUGUUAGUGGCAGUCAUCGGAACUUCAUACGGAGGCACCAGCGAUUUUGCGGGAAUGGGAGCAAUGGGUGGUCUCGGUAUGGCGUUCGGUGGAGGCGGAAUGUACGGUGGUCCGAUGGGCGGAUGGGGUGGAGGUGGCGGAUGGGGCGGGGAUAUGGGCUUCAACGACAACAUGGGCGGUGGCUGGGGCGGUGACAUGGGUGGUGGAUGGGGCGGUGACAAUAUGGGUGGCGGAUGGGGUGGAGAUAAUAUGUUUGGAAAUAUGCGGAUGAACUGA